AUGGAAAAGAGAACAAAUCAUAUAAAAUUACCAUCUGAUUUUGAAAGAAUUCCAAAUAAAAUCGCUACUGGUAAAGAUUUUGAUCGAGAAAUAUUAGAUAAUUUUAUUAGAGCUUACUCCUUGCUAAUCUCGUAUAUUAUUGAUAAUAAUGCAUUAGAAGAGGCACAUUUCUAA
Messenger RNA from Funneliformis caledonium, 174 nucleotides. The record is from the annotation of a GenBank genome assembly. NCBI's taxonomy places the organism in Eukaryota, Fungi, Glomeromycota, Glomeromycetes, Glomerales, Glomeraceae.